GAUUGGCUACGCGCCAGGGCGGGGGCGGGAGGAGCCGUGUGGGCGCUGAGGGGGUCGCGGCCGCCAUGUCGGUACCGCUGGUCAUGGCGGUGGGGAACGACCUCGGGGCCAAGGGAGCGGAGCCGCCGGAGCCGCUGGAGCAGCUGGAGCUGUGCGGAACCUGCCGGGAGCGGCUCAGCCCCCAGCGGGAGCCGCGCUUGCUGCCCUGCCUGCACUCGGUGUGCCGGGUCUGCCUCGGGGCCACGCCGGGAGCCGCCGACAGCGAUGGGCUGGUGUUCGAGUGCCCCGUGUGCCACCAGCAGUGUCCCCUCGGUGACAUCAUGGAGAACUUCUUCCUGCAGGACAACGGGGCUGGCACAGCCCUGGCUCAGGGCAGCGGGCAGACCUGCACCAACUGCGAGGACAACGCGGCGGCCACCAGCUUCUGCCUGGAGUGCGCGGAGCCGCUGUGUGACACCUGCGUGGAGGCCCACCAGAGGGUCAGGUACACCCGGGAGCACACCGUGAGGGCCUUGGUGGGUCUGGGCCCGGUGCCGGGGCCGUGCCCCGCCCACCCCUCGGAGCCGCUGGCCCUGUUCUGCAGCGCCUGCGACGCGCUCACCUGCCGCGCCUGCCACCUGGGCAGCCACCGCGACCACCCCUCUCAGCCCCUGGAGGACGCCGUGCGCCGGCAGCGCUCCGUGCUGGCCGCGCUGCUGCAGCGCCUGGGUGACAAACACGCCGCGCUGCGGCGCUCCACCGCCGAGCUGCGCGCCUUCAUCCGGCGCGCGGCCGACGGGCAGAAGCGCGUGCAGGUGGAGGUGAAGAUGGCCGUGCUGCAGAUCAUGCGCGAGCUCAACAAGCGCGGCAAGGCGCUGCUCAGCGACGCACAGAGGGUGAGCGAGGGCCGGCAGGAGCGGCUGGAGCGGCAGCAGCGCGCGCUGGGCCGGGCGCAGCGGCAGCAGGAGCACGUUCUGCGAUUCGCGGCGCGGGCCCUGGACAGUCCCCACGGCACCGCCCUGCUGCUCUCCCGGAGGCUGAUCCACUCCCAGCUGCUCCGGGCUCUCCGUGUCACCGUGGAGCCGCUGGAGCCGCAGGGGGAGCUCAAAUUCCAGUGGGACCUGCAGGCCUGGACCAGGAGCGCCGAGAGCUUCGGUGCCAUCGUGUCGGAGCAUCCCCAACCCCCCCCGCUGAGCCCCCGGCCCGUGCUGAGUGUCACCGUCCCCCAGGGGCUGUCCCCACACUGCCAGGGUCCCCCCCAGGACUCGCUGUCCCCUGGGGCACAGGUGACCCCCGAGCCGCUCCCGGAGCCCCCCGAGCUGUCCCCUCCCCACCUGGAGCCGCAGCCACCUGAGAGCCCCGAGCUGGCCGCCAGCCCCCCCGAAAACGGCGUCACCGGCGUCGGGAGGAGGAAAGCCGGGAACUCUCCCAAGGAGGAGAAGUUCGUUAAGAAGCUGCUCAUUAAACGGAGGGGCCCCCCCGGUGCCCAGGACAGCCCCCGGCUGCCCAAGGUGCCGCGGGUGAGCCUGGAGCGCCUGGAGCUGGACCUGGAGCUGGACCCGGCGCAGCCGCCCGUGUUCCGCAUCUUCCCGGGGCCCUCGGCCGAGGAGUUCAGCGUCAUCGUCAUCGAGCAGGGGACAGCGGGGACAGCAGGGACAGCAGGGACAGCGGGGACAGCAGGGACAGGGACAGCAGGGACAGCAGGGACAGCAGGCACGGUGCUGCCACACCCAGCCGUCCCUGUCAAGGAGGAGCAGCAGGAGUCACCGAUUGGGGACGUUGGGGACACCAAACCCGUGGUGCUGCCGCCCCCCGCGCAGGGGGAGCCGGGCCCCGCCCCAGGCUGCUCCCCCGGCCCGGGGGGGCUCCCGGGGGCGCCGCCGGGGGUCUCGUGCUGCCGCGUGUGCGGCCAGGCCGGGGCCGUGGUGAUGUGUGACCGCUGCCAGCGCUGCUUCCACCUGCACUGCCACCUGCCCGCGCUGCAGGACGUGCCCAGCCCCGAGUGGACGUGUUUGCUGUGCCAGGAGCUGCCCCCGCCCCGCCCGGACCCGGAGCAGGACCAGGACCAGGAUCAGGACCAGGAUCAGGAUCUGGGCCCUCCCCUGAAGCUGAGCCCCCAGGACCAGCAGAGGUGCGAGUUCGUGCUGCUGGAGCUGCUGUGCCACGAGCCCUGCCGGCCCCUGCAUCGCCUCUCCAGCUCCCCGGACGGCCGCGACGCCAUGGACCUGACGCUGAUGCGCGCGCGGCUGCAGGAGAAGCUGAGCCCUCACUACCGCAGCCCCGAGGAGUUCGCCCGCGACGGCUGGCAGCUGCUGCGGCAGUUCCACCGCCUCACCGAGGACAAGGCGGAUGUGCAGUCCAUCCUGGGGCUGCAGCGGUUCCUCGAGAGCCGCCUCAGCGCCGCCUUCGGGGACCAGAAAUUCUCCCGGCUGCUGUUGGAUGCUGAGGAUGGGCUGGAGAUGUUCCCAGCGUCCUGAUCCCCACUCCUGGGGGGUUGAAAGCUGGAUUUCCCCCCUGGGGUCCUGGUUCUCCCCCCAUUGUUUGUCCCCAGAGUGUCCCAGGACAUGGGGAUGUCCCUGUCCCCCGUUAUCCUGGGGUUACUUGGAAAAAUACAGCCCUGGCUUGAUUUCCUGGA
Catharus ustulatus (Swainson's thrush) is the source of this 2614-nucleotide messenger RNA. It is a transcript of the gene TRIM28, whose product is annotated as tripartite motif containing 28. NCBI's taxonomy places the organism in Eukaryota, Metazoa, Chordata, Aves, Passeriformes, Turdidae. The transcript is spliced from 19 exons. The record is from RefSeq and is a predicted model, not a curated record. Gene Ontology annotation, molecular function: transcription corepressor activity; zinc ion binding; protein binding. The coding region runs from base 66 to 2456 and encodes 796 amino acids.